This is a messenger RNA of Protopolystoma xenopodis, 489 nucleotides long. NCBI's taxonomy places the organism in Eukaryota, Metazoa, Platyhelminthes, Monogenea, Polystomatidea, Polystomatidae. The record is from the annotation of a GenBank genome assembly.
AUGGUAGACUUCUCUUGCGGUGGUGGCCGGCCAGAAGCAGGUUGCAUGAAAGAGGGGACUGAAGGGGAGCGAAGAGGAGGGAAGAGGCGAAAAUGCUUCUGGGGAGACGAAAUGGAGGCUUGGCCGGGUGAGAUGAUGCCUGUUUCCAUGUUGGCCCAAGUUGCACACCGACGACACCGUAUUUUCGGCUUGGCAACCGUGUCGCGUCUGCCUAACGCCAGCUCGGGUGAAUCGUGGGGUGCCGAGAUUCAUCAAACAUGUCACGUCUUUGACAGACGGCCAGAGUGGGAUGUCAACGGGUUGUUGCUGCUCGGGCAACCCGGGGGGCUUCGGCAGCUCUUGGACCGAGGAAACAACUGUCCAUCUCCGCGCUCUGCACUACGUCAACAUUUCGUGUUCGUGUGCAAUCAGCAGUUAGGCAGCAGUUUAAUUACACAUCAUGACUACCGCUUCUGGGGCGUUUGCCUCCUCGAUCAGUCUCAAAGCUAA